Messenger RNA from Anopheles coustani, 2215 nucleotides. Its product is annotated as N-acetyl-D-glucosamine kinase. The transcript has 3 exons. The record is from RefSeq and is a predicted model, not a curated record. Gene Ontology annotation, molecular function: N-acetylglucosamine kinase activity. NCBI's taxonomy places the organism in Eukaryota, Metazoa, Arthropoda, Insecta, Diptera, Culicidae. Bases 638 to 1699 code for a protein of 353 amino acids.
CAAAAACCGUGCGUGCAGCAAGUCUCCCACCCUUGGCUUAGCGGGCUUAGGUAACGCAUCGAGCGAAAGUAAACAAACGCCAGCGUGAAAAGCGGUCCAGCCAGACUCCGGCAACGGAAGAAGCGCCCCCCCGUCGGGAAGAAACCCCGCUCCACAGUGUCUGUGAUGUUGUGACCCGUUGGCAAAUAUAGCUCUGCUCGUCCGCUUGACAGCUUUAACAUUUGUGGACUGCCGUGGUGCAUCGUUGCUAUCCGGUUACCGGAGCACGCGUGGUUCCUGCCCGUGCACGGUUCAACGUGUUGUCGCCCUUUACUUCACCAGCGGUCCAGUAUUCUGAAGGUGAACGAGAAAAACGAAUUCCGGAUUUCUUCACUCUCCUUCCCUCCACGCCCCCCUACUUCCCAACCGCACUCAACCGCUAUCAACUUAUCGAAGACGGUGGCUCGCGUGGCUGCACCAAUUUUGCGACCACUACCGAUCGGCAGACAUCGGGAGAAAGUGCUUGUGAGGCGUGUUCUCCGGGCCAACGCUGCGCAGCGGAUAUCCGAUCGCACAUAGUGCGACAGUUGUACGCCAAACGAAUCGUGUCGGUUCCAGUGUUCAUUCGCAGCAACCAAACUCUUUCCCAUCCCCGGCAAUGUACAUCGGUGGCGUUGAAGGCGGUGCCACGCACUCCACGCUGGUGAUCUGCGAUGAAAGCGGCCGGAUCGUGGGAAAGGCCAAGGGCCCGAGUACGAACCACUGGGCGGUGGGGAUCCCGGGCGUGGCGGAGCGCAUAGAUGCGAUGGCGCGGGCGGCCAAGGCGGAGGCCAACCUGCCCGCCGACCAGGAGCUGACGGCGAUCGGGCUCUGCCUGAGCGGCGCCGAAGCGGAGGACACGAACCGCGAGCUGGAGAACUACCUGCGGACGCACUACCCGACCGUGGCGGAGCGGUACGUGGUGUGCAGCGACACCAUCGGCAGCAUCCACGCCGUGUCGAACCUGGGCGGCAUGGUGAUCAUCGCCGGCACCGGCUCGAAUACGCUGCUGCGCAAUCCGGACGGAAGUGCGCACGGUUGCGGUGGCUGGGGUCACAUGAUCGGGGACGAGGGUGGUGCCUGGUGGAUUGCGCGGAACGCGAUCAAGACCGUGUUCGACCAUCGGGACAACCUGCGGUGCAGCAAGCUUCCGGUCGAGCGUGUCUGGGAGCUGAUCCAGCAGCACUUCGGCGUGCGAACGCUGCACGAUCUGCUCGACCACUGCUACGGGCGCUUCUGCAAGACGACGUACGCCGGUCUGUGCGCCCGGCUGGCCCGGGCGGCCGUCGAGGAGCGCGAUCCGCUCUGCCUGAAGCUGUUCGACGAGGCCGGCCAGUGUCUGGCGCAGUCGGUGUGCGCACUGCAGGCCAAGAUCUCGCCCGACCUGCUGCGUGACGCCACCGAGCUCGACAUCGUGUGCGUCGGCUCGGUGUGGCUCAGCUGGGACCUGCUGCGGCACGGGUUUGUGCGCGAACUGCAAGCCCGCCACUUCCCGUACGAUCUGCGCCUGCUGCGGCUGGCGACGACGAUGGCGGUCGGUGCCGCCUACCUAGCGGCGGACACGUACAAGCUGAGCCUGCCGCGCGACUACACCCGCAACUACGACGUGUUCUACACCCACCGGGCGCUUGCCAACGGCAACGGAACCGGCAAGCCCAAUGGCAACGGCGUCCCGCUGUAAACAUUCCCAAGCCCGCCCUGCUUUCCUUCUUUCUGCACCUACCGUACCUACGUGGAAUUUUUCGUUCCCUUGUUUUACCGUUACGCUACGGAUGAGAUUGAUUGUGUGAUAAGGAAGGAACUAAUUACCGACAAGAAGUCUCCGGCGAGCCGCUUGAUUUGUUUGUUUGCAUCUUUUCAUCUUAAAUGUGCUUUCUUCCAACGAACGGGAAGCGCUACACUGUUGCAGUGUGUGCCUGUAUGCUCGAAGCAGCUGUAAGAACCUCGAGAAAACCACCGAACUAUAGUUCUGCGAGCGAGCCGUAAGCAUGCCGAAGCACGUACUGCGCCUAUAGAAUUGGUUCCGGUUUCCUUUUUAGUACUAGUAGAUUUAGUUGAUUUGUUGAGAUUGUUUUUCAUCGAUUAUGAGUGAAGCAGUAGAAUAGUUGAAGCAUGAUGAGAGAGCGAAAAAAAAGAAAUCCCCAGCCCCACUUGGAAUAAGUGUGACGAUGUGAUUUUAAUAGAGGCAGUAUUCGUU